Molecule: messenger RNA, 21353 nt
Organism: Coregonus sp. 'balchen'
Lineage: Eukaryota; Metazoa; Chordata; Actinopteri; Salmoniformes; Salmonidae
Source: the annotation of a GenBank genome assembly
AUGACGGAAAAAACGCUCGUUUUGGAGGGUCUCCCAGACGACCUAGACAAAAUCAGACCCAAGUUGGAUUUGCACUUCAAAAACAAAAGAAAGUCUGGAGGAGAGACAUUACAAAUUCAAGACUAUCCUGGGGACAAGAGGAAGGCUUUGCUCGUUUACCAUGAAGAUGCAGGUAAUUAUUUAAAUUUGUCCUAAUACAAAAUAUUUAGGCCAAUGAAUAAAGACACAUCCAUGACGGUCUAUCUGUGUUUAGUAACUUGGUGGUUCGAGCCCUGAAUGCUGAUUUGGCUGAAAGCCGUGGUCUAUGAGACCAUAUACCAGGUGUAUGACAAAACCUAUAUUUGCAAUGUUCUAAUUACGUUGGUAACCAGUUUAUAAUAGCAAUAAGGCACCUCGGGGGGUUGUGGUAUAUGGCCAAUAUACCACGGCUAAGGGCUGUAUUCAGGCACUCCGCAAUGCGUCGUGCCCAGAACAGCCCUUAUCAGUGGUAUUUAAGUGAUAAUGCCAGAGAAGCCGGUGUUUGGAGGAUAUAUUGGCACGGGUGUUGUUAGGCCCGAGACAAAAUUGAGAGCUGGCAAACCGUGCCAAUAUAUUCAGCCAAACACCGGCUUUGAGGACAAUAUCACUUUUAUACAACAGGUUACCAACAUAUUGAUAUAAUGAUUUACAUAUUUUCAUUAAAAAUGUUAUUUCGAUGAAUUUAUUCAUACUAUUUCCUCUUUCCAUAAGGUAUAGUCCCGACACAAAUCUAGGGUUGCUACCCAAGCAGGCUGGUCAUUCGUUCUAUUGGUUCGGUUGCUAGAGAUGCGACCCAGUCAUUCAGUCUUUUUGUUCUGUAACUAUGGACGCAACCCAGUCGUUUGUUCUAAAUGGUCCAUUGCCCUUGGUUGCUAGCGCUCCAAACACCAAAUGAAUUUAGUUCAGUAAUGUAACCUGUGUCUUAGGAGCCACACAACAAGUUUUUGUAAGAUAAGUAUGUAAUGAUGGUCUGUCAUUUCUUCCUCAGUUCUGCAGAAAGUAUUGGAUAGAAAAUGCCAUAAAAUUGAUUUCAAAAUCCCUUUUGGGCUGGUUGAGCUUCAAGUGAAACUGAAGGAAGAUGGGGGUGAAACAGAAGUGAAGAAAGUUAAACCACCAGUCUUCCCUCGCCCUACAAAAGACAAACUUAUUUCUCUAGGAAAGUUUUCACCUAACAUUGAAGAAAAGGUGAUUCUUUAUGUAUUGCUUAUAUUGUAUCAAGUUAGAGUUGGCUAUAUACAGCAUUACAGCAUUUUGACCUACUAAUGUGUUUUCUCUCUGUCUUUGUUUGUGAUGUAUCAGCAAGCGUCAGAGAGUCUAGCGGGUAAGAUUCAUAUUCAUACAUUUACAUUUAAGUCAUUUAGCAGACGCUCUUAUCCAGAGCGACUUACAGUUAGUGAGUGCAUACAUUCUUCUUUAUACUGGCCCCCUGUGGGAAUCGAACCGUUGCAAACACCAUGCUCUACUGAGCUACAUCCCUGCCGGCCAUUCCCUCCCCUACCCUGGACGAAUUGUGCGCCGCCCCAUGGGUCUCCCGGUCGCGGCCGGCUACGACAGAGCCUGGAUUCGAACCAGGAUCUCUAGUGGCACAGCUAGCACUGCGAUGCAGUAUCUUAGACCACUGCGCCACUCGGGAGACACAUAAAUAUACUUAAAGUUGCACUAUGCAGAAAUCGCUCCGCCAUUUCCUGGUUGCUAAAACUCUAAUAGUUUGCCUAAUUUCAGUUUAUGUGACAAAAUAAACUAGCAUAGUGUAGAGAAUCAUUGUACCAUCUAAACUACUGUGAAAAAAAUUGCCCAAAAAGUUACAUAUUGGCACUUUAAUAAGAUAUUAAAUCAAUAGGGAAAUCACAGUACUGUUCAUUCUGUGUGUCUGUUUAUUUUUCAGAUUCAGUGACGGAUGAUGACAUAAGAUUACUGCUUGUCAGAACCACCAAGGAAUGCGAAAAGGAACUCCUUAACUUGUAUUUUGAGCAGUUUGCUUCAGAAGAAGGGGUCAGCAUUACCAGACAUGGAAAGAAUAGCUGGAUCCUCAAACUGUCCUGUCAGUCAGGUAAGGAGACUCAUAUAAAUAGCAUUUUCUUUCUGGAAUUUACUGUAUGUGGGAGUUGUUAACCACUUGUAUUUCUUUCAGUGUAGUCAGUGUACAUUUCAACUUUGUACCUGUCAGGAUAAGCACUGAUGUAAUUAGAUAAUCUAUGAUACUUGUGUAUCAUUCAGAGGUUACUUUGCUUUGACUGUAAAAUACCAUGAGUCAUCUCAGCUGGGAAUAGGGAUCAUAAGGAAAUGAUUCCUUCUCGGUCACUAGAACGCAAUGGCUGCUAUUUAAAAAUAUACAUAUGUUGCCUUUUUUUUCUAGUGCGUCAUUGUAUCUCAGAUAAUUUACAUUGUUACAUGUGAUGACAUUGUUUGAUUGUUUGAUGACAUUAACAUUGUUACAUGUGAUGACAUUGUGACGUGUCAUCUACUUAUAUCAUCAAGUGAACAUUACAUUAGUUUAUUUCUUGAGUCUGCUUGAUCAUUCAUGCCCACCAAUAAAUACAGUACCUACUACCUCCUCUCAGAUGCAGAGAAAGUCCUUGCCAAGAAGGAACAUCAGUAUGGCAUUUCUGUGGAGGUGUACAACGAGACAGCUGUUGAAGGGAAACUGGACAACAGACGCUUCGUCCUGACUGGGUUCAGUGAGACCUGCAAGUGCGACAUUGUCUCUCUUUUCAUCGGCAGCUGCAGCCAAGGGGCUGACCAUGCCUGGGAGGCCCUGGACGAUGGAGAAAGAGUAGUGGUCACCUUCAAACAGGACAUUGGUGGGUCCACAGAUACAUCAAAAAGAUGUAUACACAACAUCACUAAUACACCAUUAAAUGAAGUUGUAUGACCAAACAAUGGUAUACAAUACUAAUCUAACUAUCAAUGUUCUGCAGACAUAAAUUCCUUCCUUAGGAAAUGCUUGUCAAAGAAGUUCCAGGGCAUGGAGAUUGGGGCCUGCCGUUUAGAGCUGACAGACUCUGUCCUUGUCCAGGGGGACAUGAGACAAAUCAAAGGAGGAGUGGAGGAGGCCCUCAAUCUCUACUUCUCCAGCAGGAGGAGCAGAGGAGGAGAUAUCAAGUCCCAGAUCUGGGUUACCAAGGGCAAGAGCGUGGUCAUCACCUUUGAAGACUGUCAUGGUAGGGCCCUUUUCAAUGACAUUAUGCUCUAGAAAUGAUGUUGUGUGUAGGCCUACAGUUGUAUCAAUAGUUGUAUAUGCACAUUGUAUAUUAUGCAUUUCAAAGCGUAAUGUGUUACCUCCGUGUGCUAUCCUGGUAUUUCCAAACUGUUACAAUUGAUAAACUUGGAAAUACAAGAUAGUGUUAAAGUCCUCUUCCUGUCUCCUUUUCACCUCCAUUUAACACCUGAUUUACUUAACAAAAUGGACAUCUCAAUAGGUGGUCCAGGUAUGACAUGAAAUGGCAAAAGUGGAGGGCUGGGCCUUUCCUCUUUUGUUCUCUAUUGCUCAUGUUGUUCCCCAAGCAAAGGGGGGAGGCUCUCCUGUUGUUCCUCAAGCAAAGGGGGGAGGCUGAUGACCUCUCAUCUGACCAUCAGACCAACUCCUUGAAUGCCCUACUCCUUGAAGUUUGCAGUUGUAAAAAAAAACAUUUUGCUCAAAACAUAUAUUUUAUUACCUUUAGUGUGUACUUUACAGUAUUUAUACUUGGAAUAUCACUUUUCAACAGGAAAAGUAGAAAAAUCGCUGGAUGACAUCUUUAAGGCAAUUUAGUAGUAAUUCAUUCUGUCCCCUGUUCUCCUUGUUCCAGUUGCCCAUCAGGUGGCAGAACACAAGCACCAUUUUGGUGGGGUCGACCUCAUAGCUCAGCUGUUCUACCCCAAACUGCAGAAGGCUUUGACGGGACAAACAGCCCUCCUCCCAGACAUCCCCACAAAAGUGACCCUUCCACUCAGCACGGAACUCCUCGACUUCAUUAACUGUGACGAAACCCGCAAGCAGGAAAUUACAACUGUACUCCGUAGGGUCCAUGCUAGCGUCUCCUUCAACACGACUACAGAACCCCCUCAGAUGGAACUGGACAUGACCAUGGGGAAUGAGUCUUUGGGCAUGCUCAGAUUGUUCCCUACAUGGGAGAGGAAAGCCCGGAGAGAGGCUCUGGCCUUGCUAGAGAAAUAUAAAGAGGUUCAGCAGCCCAUAGAGGUGGAGGUCUGGGAAAGGAUCGAGAGCAGUUGCCUUGGCCUCAAAUCCCAUGGUGCUAGCAUCUCUUACAGGAGCACCAGUGCUGAGAUAGUGGUGGUGUGUGUGCAGAAUGAGGUGAAGACCCUAGUGGAGAAGAUUGCACACAUGGUGAAAAAAGCUAGGGAUGAGCUUGAGAGGGAGAGGAACACGGUAUUAAGAAAGAUCCCACUGGACUCCAAGGAAGAGCUUGAUUUAAUUUGUGAUCUCGUCUCUGGUAAACUAGUUGACGUAGGGUUUUCUAAAGAUGAAGAAAGCUUUAUCAUCUGCCUAAAGGGUUUGGAGAACCAGGUGAGCACAGCAGAAGGUGCCGUCAAAGAGGCCCUGGGGAACGUUGAAGCCAAACUCCUUGAUAUAUCAAUGCCUCUGAUGGAGUUCUUAAAGUCUGUGGACCUGAAGAAGUUUGAGAAGAACCACUUUGCCCAAAACAACAUAUCGUCUGUGUUCCUCCUUGGUGAUGAUUCCAUCCAGAUCCUGGCAAAAAGAACUGACAUCCAGAGAGCUGAAGACAAACUACACGAGGUCAUCAAAGAGGAAGUCAUCAAACUCACACCAGACCAAACCCAUGUGACAAAGGGCGAACAAUGGCUGCAGUUCUAUGCCGGGCUCAAUGGUGAGCUCAAAUCCACCAAGAACAACCACAAUGUCAGCAUCUCAGUAUCGCAGGAGAAGAUUGGUGUCUGUGGAUUCUCCAGUGUGGUAGCAGAUGUGUCAGGGAAGUUAAGGGGAUACCUGAAUAACAAGAAGCCAGAAACAGCGGACGUCCCUCUCAAAUCAGUGCAGGAAGUACAGUAUGUGGCCUCUUGUAUGAACCUCUCAGAGGUCCCUGAAAUCAAGGCCCUUGGUGUGACUAUACUGCCAUGCAAAACACAGGGAUCCCCUUGCCUGAAGAUCACUGCAGCGAGCGAUAAAAUCAAAGAGGCCUUAGAGGCAGUGAAACAGCGGGUCAGUACAAUAACGACGGAGAAGUACACAUUCUCCGAAGCCGGCAAGUCCAAAGUCCUGGAGAAGAACCAAGUGGCUCUGCAGGCUAAGGCCAAGGAUUUAGGGUGUAAGCUCUAUCUAUCACCAUUGAUUACACACUGCCAGAAAUACAGCUACGACAUAGAAGGGUGCGUCACUUUAACCGUGGGUCAGGGUAACAUCUCCCAACAUGCUGCAGAUGCUCUGAUCUGCCCUCUGAGCAGUAGCCUGACCUUUGAUACUCCGAUCGCCAAGCAAUUCCUUCAGAUGGGUGGGCCUGGGAUCAGGAAGGUGUGUGACAAGUUCCUGAAGGAGAGGCAGACUCUACAGGCAGGAGAUGUGGUCUUUUCCAACCCAGGAACGCUUGGAGCUCAACACCUCAUCUAUGCAGGCAUUCCUGUAUGGGGGAAGGCCUCCACACCUCUCAACACUGUCUAUCUGCAGUCUGCUGUCAGGGACAGUUUACUGGGAGCAGAAAACAAGAAGUGUGUCUCCAUAGGCAUGCCAGUGAUGGGGUGUGGCGCCUUUGGUUUUCCUGUCAAAGAAAGCUGUGUGGCAAUUAUCAAGGGAAUCCUUGAUUUCAUCUACGCUGAUCAGAACCCCCCCCAACUGAGGAGCAUAUUUGUGAUCGACUCCGACGCCAAGAUAGUGGGGGAGUUCCAAUCAGCCAUUGAAGGAAAGGUAAGUCUGCUUCUCCACAUAGCAUUCCAUGUUGAUCCAGUUGGACAGGUGUUGAUCCAGUUGGACUGGUUUCUUGUUGAUUUAUAAUGCCACCCGGCUCUACCUGUGAUGAACAUACCAAGUCAAACCUUGGUACAUUCAUGGGUGUGAUUGAAGAGGAAAUGUGCAGUGUCAUUUGUAAAUGGGGUCAAGUAUUCCCGUUGAAAGUGAAACCUCUUUUUGUCCUGCUUAAUUUAACAGGGUUAUUGUCGACAACAAAAAAACAGCAAACCAGCAACAGGCACGACUCCAACUGCUCACUCUGCAGCCACUGCCUCACAUAACACACCUCCACCACCACCCCUAGCGGCUAAACCAGGCUCAGACAUCAAAGGUUAUUUCCUUCAACCAUACAUUUUUGUAUCAUCACACCAUAAAGAUAAAUACUGCAGGAAACCUAAAGCAUGCCGUGUCCUCACUCAGACUUCUGUCCUCUAUUAACAGUGAUUAUAGGUGGCGUGUCAGUGAUCCUGAAGAAGGGAGACAUCACCAAAGAGACAGUGGAUAUCAUAGUGAAUUCCAACAACCAAAAUCUGAAUCUGAACUCUGGUAAGUGUCAGUUUCAAUGUUUACAAUUAGGCAAAUUAUCUUGAUUUAGACUUUUAGGUUUUAGUUCAGGUUAGUCGCAAGUCUUUAGAGGGGUCUGAACUUACUGAUUUAGUCUCGGUUUCAAUCGUCCUCAUUAGGAAAUAAACCUGAGAACGAGAUUUGGGUCUUGGAGGUGUGCUUUGAUGUGGGUGUCUCUUGUGUGUGUUCGCACAUGGGAAGCGUUUCUACAUUCACUCUGCCAAAACAGUACACAGUUACAGUCACUCACCCUUCUAGAUAACUUAAAAACAGUCUAACCAGGUCUUGUGUCUGGAAGUAGCCUAGGUUAGCUAGCAAAUUUAUUUCGCCAAUUAGCUUCAGCCGGCCGGUGCACGACCGUGGCAAAGUUGGUUUGACUUUGGAUAGCCUAUCUGUGGGGCUAGUCAGUAUAUUACACAAUGUAAAUGGGACAAUAUUUUCAUGUUACACACACCUGUUAGUUUUCUCAUUAAAUUCUUUCAAUAUUUGUAUAUUAAUUUCUACAAAUUAUAUAGUUGGUUUGAGGCUUUUAUGUCAUUGCAAUUUGGAGCUAUUGACAUUUUUUAAAAAUACUGUCCCAUGUACAUUGUGUAAUUUACUGAUGGUCCCUAACUAGCCCCAUAGGGAUAUCCAAAGUGAAACCAAUUUGACCAUGGUCAGUGUGCUGGGCAUUAUGAUCAGUCGUGUUCAGCUGCCCUCCGAAUUGAUGAUUACUUGUGUGCUGCCGGCAUGUGGGCAGGAUUGAAAUAAACCCAAUCCAAGGAAAACCGUUACGUACCCUUCAUUCCGUGACAUACCCUUUUUUCCUAAUAACCUCUAGGGCCGGGAUGAUACCAGUAUGCAAAACCCAUUAGUAUUGUGGCAAAGAAACAACAUACGAAGCAAAUUUAACUUCUUUAGGAAAACAGCCCUAAUGUUUGAAACGAUGUCACGCCUUGACAUAGAGUUGGCUAGUUGGUGAGUCAGGGUGUUAACAUUCUAUGUGUGGGAAUUUCUAUGUGGACAUUCUAUGUCAUUACAUUUCUAUGUUGGCCGGGUGUGGUUCCCAAUCAGAGGCAGCUGUCGAUUGUUGUCUCUGAUUGGGGAUCAUACUUAGGUAGCCAUGUUGCCUACCUUAGUUGUGGGAUCUUGUCUUGUUUGGCUUGUUGUGAGUAUAGCCCAUAGGACUUCACGUUACUUUUGUUGUUUUGUCAAGUGUUCAUCUUCUUUAAUAAAUAUGUACGCAUACCACGCUGCACCUUGGUCUGACCCGUCUCUCAACGAUCGUGACAAACAAACAAACAUUAUGUUGUCAUCCAGAGUCACAUGUAUUUAUUUUCCAAACUAUAGCACACUAUUUUACAUACAGCAGGUUUAUAAAGGAACAAAGAGUUUGGUCUGCUUCCUGUUUUCAUUUUGAUACAGGUAUCCUGACAGCCUAAUAAUCUCACAAAUCUCAGUUUUGGAGGAGACUGACUUUAUUUACACUUUGUGGUCAAUCUUGACACUAUAAUAACUGUUUCAGACUCCUAUCGAUGCCACAUCGGUCGUUUUCAACCAGAAAAGUAGUUUUUUGAUUCUCACUCUUUAACAUAUCUCAUACUCUGACUCUGGCAGGUGUUUCUGGAGCUAUCCUGAAAGCAGCUGGGGAAUCUGUAGCAGAUGAAUGCAAAAUAAUUGGUUGAGUAUUAUUUUAUUAAUUCAGUCUUUAUUUGUCCAGAAAUUAAAGUGCAUUGAGGUUUGUAGAAUUGAUUUUGUGUGCCAAUUUCCCCAGGUAUGCUGAAGGCCGAUGGUGUUGUGCUCACACGUGGUGGGGACCUAAACUGUAAAAACAUAGCUCAGAUGGUUGGGCCCAAGAAUUCUGCAGAUAUCACCACCUCCAUAGAGAAGGUCUUUCAGCUGUGUGAGAUCCAGAAGGCAGCCACAGUGUCCAUCCCUACUAUUGGCACAGGUGAUUUAACUGAAAUGUAGUGUAAAACUAAAAGUUCCAUUCCAGUGUCACUUGUAUUGAUUAAUCAAUACAUUUACUGAUUUCAAUUGAUCUAUUUAUCACUUUGGAUGGUGAUGUCUUAUGCUUUAGGACAAUGUGGCAUUGAACCCAAAGAUUCCAUCAAGGCCAUUCUAAAAGGACUGGAGAGCCACACGUCACAGAUGCCCUCAUCCAGCAUCAAAAUAAUUUUCAUAGUGGCCUUUGAGCAGAAGAUCUUUGACUCCUUGAGAAAUUACUUUCAAAAAAGUAACCUGCGCCCACACAAAAUCAAGCAGGUAGAUUUCAUUUGACUAAGGCUCAAUUGGACAUGUUCUGUUUGGUUGAUGAGUGUGAUAAUUAGAGGUUAUUGGUUUUACCUAGGCUGCAUCCACACCUUCUCAGUACAGUCUUCCCCCAAAUCAAGGUUGGAUUUUGAUAUAUCUUUGUUUACAUUUUAAAUGAAUUCACAUUUUUCAACAUUUCAUAGGUUGUUGUCAUCAUCACAAUAAUGUUUGUCUGUGAAAUGUUUACCUUUUCCGACCCCUAGUUAAGAUCCAUGGUGUCAGAAUUGAAUUAAGGAAAGGAGACAUUACUCAAGAAACUGUCAGAGGCAUCGUGAAUACCACCAAUGCUGAUAUCAGCUUAAUAGGAGGUCUGUAUACGGAAAAAAACAAACAUAAAAUGGUACAUUAUUAGCGCACUACAGAAAAUACAGUUUUCGUUCUUCUGUGAAUGUAACUUCCUACCUACAAUGUUUUUUACUUGAUUUAAAAGAUAUUACCUAAUUUUCAACAUGUUAUUUUUAGGAGUUAGUGCGGCGAUUGUCAAAGCAGCUGGGAGCGCAGUUGAACAGGAGUGCAAAACCAUUUGUGAGUUUCUCCCAUCUCCCAUAACAAUUCACCUGUGGUGUAUCACAGCCAUUCAGUCUGUUUCUCUCUCUCUCUCUCGCUCUCUCACUCUCGCUCUCUGUGUGUGUGUGUCGUCUGCUUUAUCCAGGCCCUCUCAGGGCUGAUGCAGCAGGGGUGACCAGUGGUGGGGCCCUUCAGUGUGACUUCAUCCUCCACAUACUGGGGCCCCACUCUGUGGCUGACGCUACACUACGAGUCGCCAAGGUGCUGGAGUGCUGUGAAGACAAACAGAUCACCACCGUGUCCUUCCCUGCUGUGGGCACUGGUAGCUAAUGGUUUAUUAGUCAUUCAGCAUUAUUACAGGUUCUUAAACUGUUGUUAUUUAAAACUCUGAAUUACCCCAUCAGAUAAUGUUAACAUGGUCCUCUGUAGCUCAGCUGGUAGAGCACGGCGCUUGUAACGCCAAGGUAGUGGGUUCGAUCCCCGGGACCACCCAUACACAAAAAUGUAUGCACACAUGACUGUAAGUCGCUUUGGAUAAAAGCGUCUGCUAAAUGGCAUAUUAUUAUUAUUAUUAUAAUAAUUGUUUUAGGCUCCCACCAUGCUGCCAUUUUCAAUUGUCACAUUCAAAAUAUAGUCAUCCAUUGGUCCCCUUGUUGUCCUGUUUUUCAGCUACACCUGAUGCAGUUAAUUUUGUAUCAUUCCCAUUGUAGGUGGUGGUGGCCUUAGCGGCACAGACUCUAUUGGUGCCAUCCUCCAGGGCAUCCAGGAUCAUCUAUCCCUGUACUCCUCUUCUACCAUCAUUAAACUGAUCUACAUCGUCGUCUAUGAGGAGAAGAUCCUGCAGGAGUUUCAGCUGGGGCUCAACCAGUGGAAGACAAGCCAGAUGGUACAGUAUGUUUAGGAAAUACAAAAAUGAAAAAACGCAUAAUGUACUAACCUUUCCUUACCAACUAAAUGUAAGCGUCAUUGUGAUUCUAAAACCAGGUGGAAGACGACAGUGACGAUGAUCUUGAGGAUGAUCUUCAUGGUGAUGAAGAUGACAGUGAUAUGGGGGACACCAACUCGGUGGAAGAAGAUGACACCAGUGUUCAGACAGGUUCGUACAAUUCCAGUCUGUUACAAAAUGUGUGCUGCUGCUAGAUGUCUGCUACUUAUCCUUUCUCUGUGAAUCCCUUUAUCCAGGAAACACAAUUGAAGCAAUAAUUGGGCCAGUGAAGGUCAGGGUAGUAUGUGGUGACAUCACUAAGGAGAAAACGGACGCCAUCGUCAGCAGUACAAACUCAAGCCUCGAUCUGAACUCUGGUAAGAUCUCCCCUAAUUCCAACUUUCGAAUCAGCUAAACAUACCUGAGAUUAUUGCAUCAUACAGGUCUUCAGAUGAAGAUUAUACUCAUGUCCUAUCUCACUCUGCAGGUGUAUCAGGAGCCAUUCUAAAAGCAGCUGGACAGACAGUCGUGGAUGAGUGCAAAGCCUUAGGUAUGAGUCUUGAUGUACAUAAAGGAUGUAACGGAUUUACCGAUAUGCAUCGGUCCCCAGUUCAAAUGUCUAAGAUAUGAGUGCAUCGGUCUGUGGAAGCCUAAACCGAUCCAAAUUCAGGCUGUAACACAACAAAAUUUGGAAAAAGUCAAGGGGUGUAAAUACUUUGUGAAGGCACUGUACAUUUUCAACCUCAUACAGAGAUAAGCCAGGUGACGUCACUUCCUGUUGAACGUGGAACGAGGGAGAGCUCGGAAUGUUGUUUUGAAAGUCUCUGAAAAAGUGUUCUAUUGAAAAACUUGAGUUACUAGCUAGCUACCUUUUUGAGUUUGGAUCCCGCGAUGCGGUUGGUUGCUGGGAUACUAUCUGUCCAGGGAUCCUGCCGACCAAGGCCGGGUCUGAGGAGCUGUUUGACGUAGCAGCUAGCAGGGUUUCCUUGAGGGCAUGAACGCAGCCCACGACGCGGUUAGCCCUUGUGGCUGGGAACGCAGAUUGUCCCGGGCUUGGGACUGUCUAGAUCCCUGUUGUUUGUUGCUGGUUCCAUCUUCCCUGCGACCUGCCCUGUCUGGAACUGCAAGGAGUAACCAUGACAAAGACCAAAGCCGGUGGGAGUACUCUUGAGGACAGUGGUGUCUCUCUAUCACAGGUGAAAGAUCUUUUAAACGAACAAAAAGUUCUACAAGCAGUUGUUACAACAAAAAGAAAAUAGCUUCAAGUGUUGUGUCCAAAUACUGGUGAAGUCAACUAAUAAAAGAAUAGAUGACCUGACCAGAGAGGUCCAGGACCUGAAGAACAGUUUACAGUUCUCCCAGGGUCAGCUCGAUGAGUUUAAAGAGGAAAACGGCAAGAGGACAGCAAUCUGUAAGUCAUUGAGAGAGGACAUCAGUUCUGUAUGUGAAUCCAUGAUAACAAUGAAAUCAGACUAUCUCGAGGGACAAUGAAGGCAGAACAACAUUGUUGUGGACGGAAUUGCCGAAUCUCCACGAGAUCUGGACGGAGUCUGAGGACAAAGUGAGGGAAAUGAUCUCAGAGAAACUGAAGAUGGACAACAGGAAGAUUGAGGUGGAGCGCGCCCAUAGGAUUGGAAAACUGACCACCGGCCUAGGUGACAGGCACAGGCCAAUAGUGGUCAAGUUCCUGAGGUUCAAGGACAAGGUAGCUGUUCUGGAAACAAACACUAGGAACAAGAUCAUCCACAUGUAUUGAUCACAUUUUUACUAGUACUGUAGAACUUUGUUCUAAAGCUGUAUCCGUACCCAUUGGCUAUAUCCAGGAAAGCCAAAGUUCCAAAAGCUUGGCCUAAAAUAGUGUGUAAGAGAUCAUACAAAAGAUUUUGCUUUGACUCCUAUGUUGAUGAUGCACUUGAUGCACUUGAUGAAUUUAUGAAAUUACUUCUUCCAAUUAUUCAUAAACAUCCACCUGUUAAGAAACUGACUGUUAGAACUGUUAAGGCUCCAUGGAUUGAUGAGGAAUUGAAAAACUGUAUGGUUGAAAGAGAUGGUGCAAAAGGAGUGGCUAAUAAGUCUGGCUGCGCAUCUGACUGGCUGACUUACUGCAAAUUGAGAUAUUAUGUGACUAAACUCAACAAAAAGAAGAAGAAACUGUAUUAUGAAGCCAAGAUCAAUGAUAUAAAGAAUGGUUGAAAAACAGUUUGGACUACAUUAUAUGAAAAUAUGGGUAGAAAGACUAAUUCAACGCCAUCUUUCAUCGAAUCAGAUAGCUUAUUCAUAAAAACCAUUUAAUGUUGCCAAUUAUUUUAAUGAAUACUUCAUUGGCAAAGUGGGCAAACUUAGGCAGGAAAUGCCAACAACGAACAGUGAGCCAUGCAUGAAAAAAAAACAAUAAUGAAAGAAAAGCAUUGUAAAGUUAGUAUGGGAGAGGUGGAAAAAUGAUUAUCUAUCAAUAAUGACAAACCUCCUGGCAUUUACAACAUACACAUUUUUAGCAGAUGUUAUUGCGGGUGUAGCGAAAUGAUUGUGUUCCUAGCGCCAACAGUGCAGCAGUAUCUAACACUUAACAACAAUACACACAAAUCUAAAAGUAAAAGAAUGGAAUUAAGAAAUAUAUAAAUAUUAGGACGAGCAAUGUCGGAGUGGCAUUGACUAAAAUACAGUAGAAUAGAAUCCAGUAUAUACAAAUUAGAUGAGUAAAGCAGUAUGUAAACAUUAUUAAAGUGACUAGUGUUCCAUUAUUCAAGUGGCCUGUGAUUCCAUGUCUAUAUAUAUAGGACAGCAACCUCUAAGGUGCAGGGUUGAGUAACCGGGUGGUAGCCGGCUAGUUAUGGCUAUUUAACAGUCUGAUGGCCUUGAGAUAGAAGCUGUUUUUCAGUCUCUCGGUCCCAGCAUUGAUGCACCUGUACUGACCUCGCCUUCUGGAUGAUAGCGGGGUGAACAGGCCGUGGCUCGGGUGGUUGAUGUCCUUGAUGAUCUUUGUGGCCUUCCUGUGACAUCGGGUGCUGUAGGUGUCCUGGAGGGCAGGCAGUGUGCCCCCGGGGAUGCGUUGGGCAGACCGCACCACCCUCUGGAGAGCCAUGCAGUUGCGGGCGGUGCAGUUGCCGUACCAGGCGGUGAUACAGCCCAGCAGGAUGCUCUCAAUUGUGCAUCUGUAAAAGUUUGUGAGGGUCUUAGGGGCCAAGCCAAAUUUCUUCAGCCUCCUGAGGUUGAAGAGCUGUUGCGCCUUGUUCACCACACUGUCUGUGUGGGUGGACCAUUUCAGAUUGUCAGUGAUGUGUACGCAGAGGAACUUGAAGCUUUCCACAUUCUCUACUGCGGUCCCGUCGAUGUGGAUAGGGCGUGCUCCCUCUGCUGUUUCCUGUAGUCCACUAUCAGCUCCUUAGUUUUGAUGACGUUGAGGGAGAGGUUAUUUUCCUGGCACCACUCCGCCAGGGCCCUCACCUCCUCCCUGUAGGUUGUCUCGUCAUUGUUGAUAAUCAGGCCUACUACUGUUGUGUCGUCUGCAAACUUGAUGAUUGAGUUGGAGGCGUGCGUGGCCACGCAGUCAUGGGUGAACAGGGAGUACAGGAGGGGGCUGAGCACGCACCCUUGUGGGGCCCCUGUGUUGAGGAUCAGCGAAGUGGAGGUGUUGUUUCCUACCUUCACCACCUGGGGGCGGCCCAUCAAAGUCCAGGACCCAGUUGCACAGGGCGGGGUUCAGACCCAGGGACCUGAGCUUAAUGAUGAGCUUGGAGGGUACUAUGGUGUUGAAGGCUGAGCUAUAGUCAAUGAACAGCAUUCUUAUGUAGGUAUUCCUCUUGUCCAGAUGGGAUAGGGCAGCGCGAUCGUGAUUGCAUCGUCUGUGGAUCUAUUGGGGCAGUAAGCAAAUUGAAGUGGGUCUAGGGUGUCAAGUAAGGUAGAGGUGAUAUGAUCCUUAACUAGCCUCUCAAAGCACUUCAUGAUGACAGAAGUGAGUGCUAUGGGACUAUAGUCAUUCAUCAAAUCAAAUCAAAUUUUAUUGGCCACAUGCGCCGAAUACAACAGGUGCAGACAUUACAGUGAAAUGCUUACUUACAGCCCUUAACCAACAGUGCAUUUAUUUUUUAUAAAAAAGUAAUAUAAAACAACAACAAAAAAGUGUUGAGAAAAAAAGAGCAGAAGUAAAAUAAAAUAACAGUAGGGAGGCUAUAUAUACAGGGGGGUACCGGUGCAGAGUCAAUGUGCGGGGGCACCGGCUAGUUGAGGUAGUUGAAGUAAUAUGUACAUGUGGGUAGAGUUAAAGUGACUAUAUGCAUAAAUAAUUAACAGAGUAGCAGCAGCGUAAAAAGAUUGGGUGCAAAUAGUCUUAUGGCUUGGGGGUAGAAGCUGUUGAGAAGUCUUUUGGACCUAGACUUGGCACUCCGGUACCGCUUGCCGUGCGGUAGCAGAGAGAACAGUCUAUGACUAGGGUGGCUGGAGUCUUUGACAAUUUUGAGGGCCUUCCUCUGAGGGCCUUCCUUUGAGGGCCUUCCUCUGGUCCUGGAUGGCAGGAAGCUUGGCCCAAGUGAUGUACUGGGCCGUACGCACUACCCUCUGUAGUGCCUUGCGGUCGGAGGCCAAGCAGUUGCCAUACCAGGCGGUGAUGCAACCAGUCAGGAUGCUCUCGAUGGUGCAGCUGUAUAAUUUUUUGAGGAUCUGAGGACCCAUGCCAAAUCUUUUCAGUCUCCUGAGUGGGAAUAGGCUUUGUCGUGCCCUCUUCACGACUGUCUUGGUGUGUUUGGACCAUGAUAGUUCGUUGGUGAUGUGGACACCAAGGAACUUGAAGCGCUCAACCUGUUCCACUACAGCCCCGUCGAUGAGAAUGGGGGCGUGCUCAGUCCUCUUUUAGUUCAGUUACCUUUGCUUUCUUGGGUACAGGAACAAUGGUGGACAUCUUGAAGCAAGUGGGGACAGCAGACUGGGAUAGGGAGAGAUUGAAUAUGUCCGUAAACACUCCAGCCAGCUGGUCUGCGCAUGCUCUGAGGACGCGGCUAGGGAUGCCGUCUGGGCUGGCAUUCUUGCGAGGGUUAACACGCUUAAAUGUCUUACUCACGUCGGCCACGUAGAACGAGAGCACACAGUCCUUGGGAGCGGGCCACUUCGGUGGCACUGUGUUAUCCUCAAAGCGGGCGAAGAAGGUGUUUAGCUUGUCCGGGAGCAAGACGUCGGUGUCCGUGACGUGGCUGGUUUUCCCUUUGUAAUCCGUGAUUGUCUGUAGACCCUGCCACAUACCUUUUGUGUCUGAGCCGUUGAAUUGCGACUCCACUUUGUCUCUGUACUGACAUUUUGCCUGUUUGAUUGCCUUACGGAGGGAAUAACUACACUGUUUGUAUUCAACCAUAUUCCCAGUCACCUUGCCAUGGUUAACUGCGGUGGUUCGCGCUUUCAGUUUUGUGCGAAUGCUGCCAUCUGUCCACGGUUUCUGGUUUGGGUAGGUUUUAAUAGUCACAGUGGGAACAACAUCCCCAAUACACUUUCUGAUGAACUCAGUCACCGUGUCCGUGUAUACGUCAAUGUUAUUCUCAGAGGCUACCCGGAACAUAUCCCAGUCCGCGUGAUCAAAACAAUCUUGAAGCAUGGAUUCCGAUUGGUCAAACCAGCGUUGAAUAGAUUUUAGCACAGGUACUUCCUGUUUGAGUUUCUGCCUAUAGGAAGGGAGGAGCAAAAUGGAGUCAUGAUCUGAUGGAAAGCUACUGAGGAUGGUAGCUGACUCUAUGGCCACUCCUGUCUGUCAUAUCUUUAAUCUGAGUCUAGAGGAAGGUGUUUGUCCUCAUGCCUGGAGGGAAGCCACAAGUCAUUCCGCUACCUAAGAGUGGUAAAGCGGCCUUUACUGGUUCUAACAGCAGACCUAUCAGCUUGUUGCCAGCUCUUAGCAAACUGUUGGAAAAAAUUGUGUUUGACCAAAUACAAUGCUAUUUCGCUGUAAACAAAUUGACAACAGACUUUCAGCAUGCUUAUGGAGAAGGGCACUCAACAUGUACCGCACUGACACAAAUUGCUGAUGACUGGUUGAAAGAUUGAUAAUAAGACGGUUGUGGGAGCUGUACUGUUAGAUUUCAGUGCAGCCUAUGAUAUUAUUGACCAUAACCUGUUGUUGAGAACUUAUGUUUUAUGGCUUUUCAGCCUCUGCCAUACCGUGGAUUCAGAGCUAUCUAUCUAAUAGAACUCAGGGGAUUUCUUUAAUGGAAGCCUCUCUAAUGUCAAACAUGUAGGGUGUGGUGUACCGCAGGGCAGCUCUCUAGGCCCUCUACUCUUUUCUAUUUUUACCAAUGACCUGCCACUGGCAUUAAACAAAGCCUGUGUGUCCAUGUAUGCUGAUGAUUCAACCAUAUACGUGUCAGCAACCACAGCUAAUGAAGUCACUGAAACCCUUAACAAGGAGUUGCAGUCAGUUUUGGAAAGGGUGGCCAGUAAUAAACUGGUCCUGAACAUCUCUAAAACUAAGAGCAUUGUAUUUGGUACAAAUCAUUCCCUAAGCUCUAGACCACAGCUGAAUCUGGUAAUGAAUGGUGUGGCUGUUGAACAAAUUACUUGGUGUUACCUUAGAUUGUAAACUGUCAUGAUCAGUGGUUGUAAAGAUAGGGAGAGGUCUGUCCAUAAUAAAGAGAUGCUCUGCUUUUUUGACACCACACUCCAAAAAGCAAGUCCCGCAGGCUCUAGUUUUGUGUUAUCUUGAUUAUUGUCCAGUCAUGUGGUCAAGUGCUGCAAAGAAAGACCUAGUUAAAUUGCAGCUGGCCCAGAACAGAGCAGCACGUCAUGCUCUUCAUUGUAAUCAGAGGGCUAAUAUAAAUACUAUGCAUGCCAGUCUCUCCUGGCUAAGAGUUGAGGAGAGACUGACUGCAUCACGUCUUCUUUUUAUAAGAAACAAUGUGUUGAAAACGUACACACAGCUCUGACACACACACGUAACCCACUAGAUGUGCCACCAGGCGUCUUUUCACAGUCCCCAAAUCCAGAACAAAUUCAAGAAAGCGUACAGUAUUAUAUAGAGCCAUUAUUGCAUGGAACUCCCUUCCAUCUCACAUUGCUCAAAUGAACAGCAAACCUGGUUUUAAAAAAAAUAGAUAAAGCAACACCUCACGGCACAACGCCUCUCCCCUAUUUAACCUAGAUAUUUUGUGUGUAUGUAUUGAUAUGUAGGCUAUGUGUGCCGUUUUCAAAUGCAUGUACUGUAGUUCUGUCCUUGAGCUGUUCUUGUCUAUUAAUGUUCUGUACAUUUUUCAUGUUUUGUGUGGACGCCUGGACGUGUAGCGGCUGCUUUUGCAACAGAUAAUGGGGAUCCUAAUAAAAUACCAAAUACUCUAAUCUGAUAGUGGGGUUUGUAGAUGUUCACAUAGUCUGACCAAUGGCUCGGCUCAGGCGCCUACACACACCAUUGACACACACACACUAACAGAGGGCCACUCUGUCAUCUCGGAUAGAUCCAGCUCAGUGAGGCACAGCUCCUGAGCUCCCAUCAGCAGCAGAUAUUCAUUUAAAAUGGAAAAUGAAUGUGUUAAUGCAAAAAAAGAAUGUGCGUCAAAUUGAACCAAAGCGCAAUGAAUCGUUGCAAACAAAAAAAUAUAUUGUUCCUGUAUCGUAUCGGAGCUCAUGAAAGGAGAGAUAAACAUCCUUAAUAUACAUUAAUUCUAACACAGUAGAAAACGACUUGCUAAUCCUUUUUUCUGUUCUGAUCCCAGGGACCCAACCCAGUGAUGGUGUUGUCAUGACCACGGCUGGGAAUCUCAAGACCAAGCACAUCAUCCACAUGGUGGGACAGACCAAGGAGAAGGAGAUCACCAGCUCCAUGCUUAAAGUGUUAAAGAUGUGUGAAGACAAGAAAAUACAAUCUGUCUCUUUCCCAGCGCUUGGAACAGGUAGGCGUAAUAACAAUCUAGUAUUAUUGUUAAAAACCUUAUAGUGACAUAUAUAUUAUUUGCUAUCCAUGUACUGUAUGACGAUAUAACAAAUAAAUACACUGGACACUAAAGACACAAGUGUCUGUUCUAACAGAUGUGGUAUUGUUUGUGCCCCUGAACAGGUGCUGGUAACUUGGGAGCAGUACAGGUUGGGAAUGCAAUGAUAGCUGCAAUAGCUGAUUUACUGAUAAGCAUCAAAACUCCGUCAGUUACAAUGAUUCAGAUUGUUAUAUUCCAAGCCAAGAUGAUAAAUGACUUUGAGGAGGUUAUGAAAAAGUUCAAGAAGGUGAUCCCCAAGCCUGCAGGUAGGUGUCAGGGUUUUAAGACCAGAGUUGGAGCUGCAACCUUUAACUUAAAGUCCCACUCCAGCUAUUUUUGAACCUGUCUUGUUGAAAAACGACAUUCCAAGUAUAGAUACGUUAAAGUAAACAGACUUAAGGGUCCCAAAAUAUGUUUUGAGCUAAAUUGUUUUUUUUGUUUGUUAUAAUAAUAUAAUAUAAUAUAGUUGACACAAUUGCAAAAUACAAGGGUUUGGCAAUUCAAGGAAUUGGUCUGAUGUUGCACUCUGAUGUCAUCGGCCAAUAGAGCCGCAAUUGAGGACAAAAAAGGAAAGGCCCACCCCCCCACUGUGCCAUGUCAGAGGACACCUGCAACACCUAUUGAGAUGUGCCUUUUGUUAAGUCAAUCAGGUGGAUAAAUUAGGUUCUAAGGAGGACGGAGUGGGUCUUUAAUCAUCAAUAUACCUUUAAGAAUUUGGCUGUAUACAGAAUUGGAUCAUGUUAUUUUUCUGCUUCGUUAAUACAAAACCAAAGCAUAGUGUUGAGUUAUUUCUGGAAGUCUUGUAAGGUUCCUCACAGCACUCUGGAUUUCUUUUUUUAUUCACUCCCAUAGACAAAAAGUCAUCAAGAACCAGAACUGCCAAAACAACCAGACCAACCCAGCCCACCCCUACCAGACCAGGCCUGUGUUUGGCCAGCGCCACAGCAACCGUGGUCUUCCCCAGUAUGGAGGUUGUGGUGUAUGGGCCCUCCCCUGCCAGCCUGACCAAGGUGAAGAAACUCCUGGACGAGCUGAUCUCUGAGGAGUGCAUCAGCCAAGAUGUUCCCUCCUGCCACCUGCCCCUGCUCCUGGAGGCCCAGAAGGAGGCCAUCGUGGCCCUGAGUCAGAAGAACCAGGUCUGUGUCCUGGUGGCGUCCCCAGACAAGAUGACCGUCUCUGGGAAGAAAGACGACGUUCUCUCCGCAGUCCUCCAGAUCAAGGACUAUCUGCAGGGGGCAAGGGACAGGGAGAGCCGGGAGGGAGAGGAGAAGAGGCUGAGGGAGACAGUGCGCUGGGAGGCGGGGGAGGGAGAGACCUGGGGAGAGCUGGACUGUAGUCUUAGCUAUGAUCUGGAGCUGGCCUUCCACAGGAAAGAGAAUAGUUUUAAAUAUAACCACCAGGGGGAGACAUUCACUGUGGACCUGAAGGACAUGCAGCAGACUGACAGCAAAGGGACCAUCACCAGGGUCAAAAGAAGCCUUGUGGCUGACUCUGACACAGGUAAUGCCUCGGUUUAAUGUUUAGGAAAAGGUUUUAUAUUAAAGUAUAGUUUGUAGUUCAUAAAAAUGUAUAAUAUAUACAGUGUCCAAUACAGAACAUUUAAGAGAAUAUUCCUGUCAAACUUCUGUGAUAACUCUCAUGGUGGUGUUUUUACAUUGAUGAUCUGUUCGGCUGUUUUUCAGCCGUCAUUCAGUUCCCACAGAGCUGGACUAGAAUGGAGGGCAAGGAUCUGGAGAUCGUCACACUGGCUCCAAACUCAGGAGAGUACCAGAGAAUUGAGAAAGAGUUCAUUGCAACCAGCAAAAACCCAGAUACUAAUACGCAGCCAACCAUUCAAAUUGUCCAGGUAAAUUAGGUGUUACUGAUAUGAUACAUAGAUUACAUAUAUAACCAGAAGUAAAAUUGAGGUUUUCUCAAUUAUCACUGACAAUAUCUAUAAUGCUUUACCUACAGAUCCAGAGGAUUCAGAGUAAAGACCAGUGGCAGAGGUACGCAGUGAAAAAACAGGCGAUGGAUAAGAAGUAUCCCAAAAACAAGAACGAGCUGAACCUUUACCACGGCACAACCGAAGACAUCUGUCAGAAAAUCAAUACCUGUGGUUUCAACAGGAGCUUCUGUGGGAGAAACGGUACAGAACAAUCUAUUGCCUCAUUACUGCUCCCUUCAGAUAGAUACUGGCAGUGCUCUUUGGAGGAUCUUAAUCAAAGAUUUUGCAAACAAACAAACAGUCUUGUCAUUGUGGUUAUCAUUUUGACUAGAUUCCUGAAGUGGAAGCCCUCAAUUUUCAUUCAGUGUUUAAUUAACCUUGAAUCUGUUUUCCUUUUAGCUACUGUGUACGGCGACGGGACUUACUUUGCCAAAGAGAUGUGGUACUCGUGUCACGAUGCAUACUCCAAACCAGAUGCCAGUGGGCUGAAGUACAUGUACCGUGCCAGGGUGCUGGUGGGUACACCCUGCCUGGGGGUGCGGGGCAUGAAGGAGCCGACCCCCCUGAACCCUGCUGACCUCCGCCAGGGGCUGCAUGACUGUGCCGUCAAUGAUCUACAGAAUCCGUUUAUCUAUGUGGUGUUCUGUGAUGCAGGGGUCUACCCAGACUACCUCAUCAGCUUCAAGACUGUUUGAGAGAUGGAAGGGGUGAUAAAGUCUUAUUUUAAGUACUGCACUGAAACCGCAAUUAAAUACUUAGGCAAGUAGACCUAAUGCCUUAAAAUGCUAGAGUAUUGAUAUUUUCCUAGGUAUCAGGCUAUUUCAUCAGGUUGAAGGUGGGAAAUGCUGCUUUUUAGUUUGGCACAGAGAAGCAGCUAGUCUUCCUGGGGUCCACAUAAAACGUACAAAUACAUGACAAAGUACAGAACAGUAAUAGACAAGAACAACAAGAUAUUAAAAUAAGUAAUAUAUAGGAAAGACCCAGAGACGACAAAAAUACUAUUUACAACGUAAUUCUUAUAUAGAGUUGUGUACAGCCUCUCAGUGGCUAUAUGUAGUUUGUUUUUGAAAUUAUCAUGAUAAUGUUAGCUGGGUCUUUCCACCAAUUCGGUGCCUUUUGAGAAGUGUAACUUGGUCAAAAAAAAGCUUUUGAUUUCACCUAAUUUUAACAUUAUCAUAAAGAGCACAUGCAUGUUCAACUUCAUAAAAAACAAACAUGUUUUUCCCAUUUCAAGAGGUUAAAUAAAAAAAUUACUAUAGUAAUCUUACAUCAGCCAUAAAU